Molecule: messenger RNA, 10662 nt
Organism: Diabrotica virgifera virgifera (western corn rootworm)
Lineage: Eukaryota; Metazoa; Arthropoda; Insecta; Coleoptera; Chrysomelidae
Product: golgin subfamily A member 4
Exons: 31
Coding region: 174-7892 (2572 amino acids)
Biological process (GO): signal transduction
Molecular function (GO): molecular adaptor activity
Source: RefSeq, a predicted model, not a curated record
GCAUUGAAAAAUCAACAAAAAUAUUCUUCAAGUUUACUUUUCAAAGUUUGAGUUGAAUACCAUUGUUUGUAUUGAAAUUUACGGUUUAAAAAUGUAAUUUCUUGUGGAUUUACGUGCGAUUUAUUAUAAAUAAGUGACCAAGAAUUAAAGCGAUAUCUCUUUAAUCGAAAGACAUGGAGGGAACAAGUGACAAAAAUCCUCACGAAGAAUCUCCUUCGCACGAUGAUAAAUCGGAAACAGAUUCUGUUUCGCUGACUGUGAGCCUCCCUUUGGGUGAAGUAAAGGAGGAGGAGAAUAGUGAAGAUAUAUCUGAACACAUAUCUUCUAACAGUGGCAGUAUUGAAAACGAUCGGUCUUUCCAGGAAAUAGAAGUUUAUAAUUAUCAGGGCACUUAUUUGAAUGAAGAUCUAAGGGAUGAAGUAGAUUUAAGUGAAAAACAACCUGAUAUCUUGAAUGAAAGUCUAGAAAGUGAAUCAAGCAUUAUAAGUUUACUAUAUCUAGAAAGAAUAGAAGAAAACAAUGUGUCCAAUUUGCUAGAAGAUAGUUUUCAAGGCGAUGCCAGUAAAUCUGAUAAAGAUUUAAGCACCGUUUCAAAAGAAGAGAGUUUCAAUAUGUUCCAAAACCUAGACCUAGACGACAAAAGUCUUUCCAAUAUUAGGCACAGUACACAACCCAGUAUAGAGGAAAAGAAUUUGAAUGCGUCACAGGUCCAAAACCUAGACCUAGACGACAAGAGUCUUUCCAACAUUAGGCAUAUUACACAACUCAGCAUAGACGAAAAGAAUUUGAAUGCUUCACAUUUUGGCCUUGAACCAGUUUGUAAUGAGGAGGAAUUAAGCAGAAAGCUUAAAGAUUAUGAAGAGCUUGUAAAUAUUCAGAAUAACACAAUUACGGCCCUUACAAGUGAAUUAGAUUCCUUUAGAGAAAUGAGUAACCCGAACACGGUAAGUACUCUGUCGACUACGGAGUACAAGCAGCUGCAGGAGGAGUGGAAUGGAAAGAUUCUAGAAUACAACGGUGUGAUUUUGAUUAAAAAUGAUUUAAUACAGAAAUUAACUGAAUCACUGGAGCAAUCAUCAAAGGAAAAAGAAGAGCUGAUGUCAAAAAUUGGUGACUUCGAGAAUGAAAUUUCUGAAUUGAGAGAAACGAUCAAAAUUGCUCAAAUGAAAAAUCAAACGUCUGAUUCAGUACAAGAAGAAUUGAAUUCUAGUAUUCACGAUCAGAAAUCUUUGGUAUCUGAAGAUGUAAGUAACAAUCUGGAAGUUGAAUAUAUGACAUUAAAAGAAAACCUUGAUAUGCAUCAACAUGGUUUACUGAAACAGUUGAAUCUCAAAUUUAAUGAAGUGUUAGAGGAGAAAAUCUCAGAGAUUAAGAGCGUACAUGAUCAAGAAAUUAAAACUUUAAAGGAAAGUGUAUCGCUAGAAAAAGAUGAGUACGAAUCAGAAAUCUCCAGACUGAGGGCCCUCCUAGCCGAAUUUCAAGCCGGUUCUACCCAGUUCAUGGCUUUGAAAGACGAGCUGGAUUUGAAGCAUUCCAGGGAAAUGGAGGAACUGAGGACUUAUUUUGAGAAGAAAUGUGCAGAUGUAGAGAAAAAUUAUUCAGAAGAAAUUUACAGCCAACACAGCAGGAAGAUGUCGAGUUCGAGUUGCUCAGAAGCCGAACUUAAUUCAGAUCUGCCUUUUCCGCACGUUCCAGGACCCGAAGGUGAUGUCCAAACGAAUCUCAACAAAAAAGAUCUGAUUAAUCUACAAAAUGAACUCAACAGUAUUUUUAAUAAGAUAACCAAAUGUGACCUGGACGCCAUGACUGACGACGAUUUUUCAAAUCUGAAAAGAGAAAUUAACAGAUCACAUUUAAGUAAUUUGCUCAAACAUAGCAUUUCCACAGGAACAAUUAAACCACAAAUAGAAGAACAUGUAAACGCAGGGGAAAAGGCACCUAAAAUGGAAGAUAUUGAGGCCAGGUACGAAGAAAAGUUUAAUCAAAUGAAAGAAAAAUACGAGGAGGAACUGAAAAACUUGAGAAAUCUACUAGAACUCGCCGAAAAGCAGCAUCUAAGUAUCAGUUCAACAGUGCAAGAAGUGGGCAGUUCUGAAGAAUUCGAAAUAAACGAAGUAAUUCAGAGUUACGAAAGAAGACUGCAAGAACAAGUCAUUCUUGCCAAGAAUGAUAUUGUUGCUGGACUGGAAGCACAGAUACAGCGCCUGGCUGCCAGUGAACCCGACAGUGACGAAUGGCCAUCAGAGCUUCUACGCAUAAGAGAUAGAUUUACCGAAAAGCACGAAGCGGACAAGAUGGUUUUGAAUGAAGAACACCGAUUGGAGCUAGAGAAAUUGAAAGAGGAACAUCGGAAGAUUUUGGAUGAAGUUUCUCAACGAGUUUUAGACGGAGCUAAGCGACGCAAGUUGAGAGACGAUGAGAGUUUAAACAAGGACGAAAUGGAAAUUUUGAAAGAAAGAGACAUCUUGAAGCAACGAGUGGCUUCCAUGCACAACCUUUUCGGAGAACUGUUAAAAUAUUUUACACAAUGCGAGGAUGAAUUGAACAAUACUCUCGUCGAAGAACUAUUGAAACAAGGAUUCGACAAGAACAUGUCCCAAAUAGACGACGAGCUGAACUUGACCAGAUCGAGCCCUUCGACCUCCAGUAAAACCAGUGACAGUACUUUGAAUAUCACCAGAGUCCAUCUGACGCCCAACUUCACUGAUUUGAUCAAUAUUAUUGAGAGUAGUUCACCAGAAGAAGCAGAUUCGAAAGACGUUUCUAUUGAUGUCAAGAAUGAGUUAAGCGUUUGUCUAGAAAAAUUAAAACAAGAAGCCAAUGCCAUCCUCUGUCUAACCACAAAACAACCAGUAGGUGCCAUUUUGGAUUCUAAAAAUAACAAUAAUUUAGAAGGACAAAUAACCUCGUUAACAAGGAAGCUAAUAGAUGAGACACAAUUGAAAGAAGAUCUGAAAUCCGAGUUAGAAGAAAAUCAGAAAUACAUCGAAACGUUGGAAAAAGAAAGAGAACGAUUGGAAACGGAGCUGGAGAACGUCAUAGCCAAAGAAAACAUACUAGAAGAAGACCUUACCGCUGCCAAAAAUAAGAUCGGUCAACUUUUAGAGAGUGGUCGAAAAGAAAUCGUUUCGGAGGGGUACGGAGAAGCUGGCGUACAUUCCCAAAGUUUAGGUGAUACAAUGAACGCUUUGGUCGAUCUUCAAGAAAAAGCCAGAAAUGUGUUGUCUCAGUCGAGAACCAGUGCCGAUCCAACUUUGUUACAUCUCAUCGAAGAAUUAUGUAGGGUAGGAGAGAGAAUUAAGGAAGAAUCUUAUAGAGAACGGUAUGAUCUUCAGCAACAGAUCGAGGCAGCUGAUAAGAAAUAUCGCACGACUAACAAAUUCCUCGAGGAACAAGCCAUGGAGCGCGAACAGGAACGUGACGAAGCCCAAAAGAAAAUUGACGCUCUUCUGAUUCAGUUGAAAGAAAGAGACAAAAACAAGGUUCAUUCCGAAAUAGUUGCUUCCGAGGUAGUUGCCUUUCUUCUGGGUAGUAACAAUGGAAUUUUUCCCAUGAUGCAACAGAUCGAGCAACUAGAGUUGCAGCUGCAGGAGAAGACGACGGCUUUUGAAGCCUCUUGUCAUAAGCUUAAAGACCUCGAAGAUGAACUGACCGAAGCGGUGGAGAAAAUAAAAGAAUUACGGGAGAUUAUUCGCAAUUUGGAAAUCCAAUCAGAAACUAAAUCGGUGAAGAUCCAGGAAUAUCUAGAUACGAUCAACAAACUUCAAAAUAUUAUUGCUAAUGAACACGGAGUAGGUGAUGGUAAAGAUUGCGACGCCUCUAAAGAUGUAUCCGACAUUGGGGAAUUGUAUAGACAUAUCGAACAUUUGGAAACUGAACUUCAUAAACUGAGAUUGAAUUCCGAACUCGCUGGUAACGAGGGGGCGACCAAACAGAUCAGUACACAGCUCUACGAAAUAGAAGCUCAAGUUGAUAGAAAAACAAAGGAGUUAGAAAUUCUUCAUUCUACCGCUAGUACCAACUGUAGUUCACCUUCGGAAGACGUUUCAGCUAGAGACGUGGUUUUACCUAAAAGCCCGAAAAAGAUGGAAGAUUGCGAAGUGCCUUUACAACAACUUGCCAGACUUAGAGAGAAACUAAUAAGACAUUCUAGAGCCGAAGAUGCAGCUAUGAAGCGAAUACGAGAUUUAGAAAUGGAAGUCUUUGGACUAAAACAUGAACUAGAGGAAACUAACGGAGAAAGAGAAUUCAUGAAGAAAAAUAUUCAAGAACAGUUAGUUCUAAUCUCGGACUUCCAAAUAAGACUAGACGAACAGAGAAUAAGAGCAGACAAUAUAGAGAAACAGACUAACACCUCGUUGGAGUUGAAAAUUUACAGUUUACAAAAGGAAGUGGAUUCUUUAGGUGAAAAGAUUCAACAGAAGGACAGACAUAUUAAUAAUCAAUCUAAUUUGUUAGCGGAAACUCAACAGAGGGUGAGAAAUUUAGAGAACGAGUUGAGCUCUGCGAAAGAAGAUGAUUUAGUGGUAGAUAUGCAAAAGGAGAUAGAUAAACUUGUGUCUGAAAAUGCUCAGAUGAAAAAGAAGAUUAAAAACGAAGCCCAGAUGGUGCCGAAUUUGGUAGGGAAUAUUAUCUCGGAUAAGAACCAUGAUAUGGAGAGACUAAGACUAAAACUGGAAGACACUGAAAAGCUUUUAGAAGGUUAUACCUCGCUAAAUAUAGACAAAAAAGAUCUACAAACAUUGUCCAAUCUAAAAAGUAAUGGGACUAGUUUGGAAGAGUUGUUUAGUAUAUUGGACCUAAGUCAGCCGGAUCUGUUGAGGAGAAUGGAAAGUAGAAACUUGAGCGAAUCUCAAAGUCCUCUUUUAUUUAAACGAGAAAAGUCUGAUGAUACUCUGAUGGAACCUGAGCUGUCUUCAAUUAUGGGACCUACCAGCGCCAAUUCUGUAGUACAGAUGAGGAACUCGACGGAAAUAUCUCACAAAAAAGUCCAUUUUGAAGACAUUGAUAUGGAAUGUUUAAAGAAGGAACUCGCAGAGCUGAAGAACCAACUAGAUGCCAAAGAUAAAAUAAUAAAGGAAUGCAACGAAAGGUUGCAGGAGCUAGAUAACCUACAGAUCAAAACCGAAAACCAACAGAAAUCAGUCGAGGAUACCAAUAAUGCCUUAACGGCCAUUUCAAAAAGCUUCGAAGAGGCCCAAAUGGACUGGCAGAAUAGAGAACGCGACUUGGGAAUUGAAAUAGCCGAGAAAAAGCUGAAAUUGGAAGAUAUCGAGAAAGAAUUGGAUCUUUUGCAGCAGGAUUCGAAGCGAAAAGAUGAGAUGUGCGUUCGUUUGACAAAAGAGAUAAAGGAUCUAGAAAAAGAGAUAACGAAGUUGAAGAACGAGAACUAUUUAACUGUGGAAAAUGUGAUUAAGAUGAAAAACGAAGAAAUGGAUAAUCUAGAAAAAGAACUAAAUGAAAAAUUCAACGUUGAAAUCGAAAAAUGUAAGAAAACAAUCUCCAGCUGCUGCGACGAGAGGGGUUCCUUGCUAAAAGAAAUGGAACUUAUAUCGACACAGUUGGCAGACUCGCGUUCCAAGAACUCGCAAAUGGAACAAACGCUCAAAGAACACUCUCACGAAAUAAAAAAGUACCGAAAGGAAUUUGAAAACAAAUUGCUAGUGAUCGAAUCGUUAACUCGGGAAAUGAAAGAGAUGAAGGAGAAAAGGGCCAAGAAUAGGAGGUUUACCCGAGAGUUAGAGCAAAAGUUGGAAGAUCAGAAGUCUUCAAUGGAGUCGUUAGAGGAAGAGAAAGCAGCGCAGAAAUGUUGGUUGUUAGAAAAAGAGACUCUGAUAAAGAAUUUACAGGAGGAAGCCGACAGAUAUAAACAAGAAAUAGGCGAAAAUAUGGAAAAGCUGGAAAAGGAAGUAAAAGAAAAUGAGUCCAAAAUCGACGAACUUACCAAGGAAAAAAAUCACUUGACGGAAUUAUUGGGUGAAAGAGAAAAAAUUAUAAAACAAAUGGUCGAAGAUCAUCAACAGGUUCAUCUCAAUCUGGUAUCGAUUAAGAGUAAAAUACAGGAACCAGGGCACAUCAUAGAUCUGGGAAACAAGCUCCGAGAGGAACAGAAGAAAAGGGCAGAACUGGUCCAAGAGAUCCACAACUUAAAAGUCCAGUUGAUGCAGUGCAAGAGCAACGAAAUGACGACUUCGGUAGAUGAAAUCGCCGACCAACUCAAAAGGGAAUUGGACAACUCUAUCAAAAUCGAUUCCAACAUCAUGAGCGCCGUCAGUGACCAGAGUUUGAGUUCGAUUUCGGAAGUGCAAGACGUCGAGGCUUACAAAAAGUCUUUAGCCAAGGAAAAAGCCUGUAAGAAACAGCUCCUUGAACUAGUAAACACGUUGCAAGACAGAAUAACGACAUUGCAAAAUGAUUUGGAGAAGGAACGUGCCACUCUGGUGUGUAAUAGUACAGAAGACGCCCAAUGUAUAGAACAGCUAAGGAUCCAGUUAGAUGCCGCUUUGGAUGCGAACGAAGCCCUCAAAAGGGCUAUAUCAGAAAGAGAAUCGGAGAAUGAACAAUUGGAAAAGGAUUUAGAAUCUCUGAAGAGAAAGAAUAUAAGUUCAGCUUCCAGAUCAGAAUCUACGAAAUACAAAGAGCUUCCUAGCAAAGAAUCCAUAGCUUUGAAUAAGCUGCAGAAAGACCACGACGUCUUACUGGGCGAACAAAGCAAACUCAUUGGUGAAUUAGCCGGUUUAAGACAGACACAUCUAGAUAUGACGACAGAUUAUAAAUGCACAAAGGAUCUUUUAGCUCUGGAAAUGCAAAGGAAGAAAAAUUUAGAGGGGAAGGUCUACAGUUUGCAGAUGCGAGAAAGGGAACUGACAGAGAAUCUUACGCAGAUAACACUGGAAAAGGAAAGAGUUGUAGACGAAAUAUCGCAGGAAAAGGCCGACCUCAUCAAACAAAAACUUGAACUGCUUCAAAGACUGAAAUCCCAGCAUUCCUUCGAAUCGUCAGUAACUGUUACCAAUGACAUACCCGACGAACUGAUAAAAAAAAUUAGUGAGUUAAAUAGCGCAUUCAUCGAAAAUAAGAAGCUUGUGGAUAUGAUAACGAGGAUUUCGAAUGAGAAAGCGCAAGUAGAGAACGAGCUAGAAAUUGUUCGAGGAGCUGUGAAAAAUUCCUCUGUGCAGCUACCCUCAAACGAUUUGGCAGCUAGGGCUGAUUAUUUAUUUGCGAAGACUCUUAAGCUGGAGAGUACGAAAAAGGCAUUAGUGUUUCAAAAGCGGUACCUCAUGAAGUACUUGCUAACUCAAGGAGUAGUUGAUGUGUUACCUGAUCCUGUAACACAAAGAGCAAUGUUUAGGCGAGAUUUUUCACCGAAACAUAGAUUUAGGGCUGCAGUAUUUGUGAUCAUCUCAAUAUCCCGAAUCAAGUUCCUCGUGAAACGAUGGCACAGUGGCGUGCGAAUCGCCGAAAGGAUAAAUUCCCGCCAUUAUAAACAGACUCGUAGGAAAAACGAUGCCACCGUGGUAUCGGCACAUUUCCAGGUCGGGCAACCGGUCUCUAAUCAGUUUUUCCUUAACGCUCCCCCUGCAGGACCGACGUUGAGGAAUCCUAAUCAGUUUGUGCAGUUUAAGGAAGAUGCUAGGGAGACCCGAGAACGGCUAGAAGCAGAUAGAGAGUCUGCCAGGAGCGAAGAGUUUUAUCCAGAACGAUCAGCACCCUGGUCCGGAACGACACCACCUUCAAAAGAAAGACGAAGUAGAAUAACGAUAGGGAACGCCGUAUUAAACAAAGAAGACAUGAAUCCACUCAAGGCUCCUCAACUUCUAGCUCAGUUUGUGGAGAGAUUUGACCAAAUUCAAGAAAAGUUGGGUGUAGUGUUAGAGUCUGACUCAACGUGAAGUAUUAUAUGUAUCUAUUUUUUAUAUCAUUACAAGAAAAUUGUUAUUAAUUUGUUUAGUUACCAUAUAGUAUAUGAAGAAGUUAGGUUAAGUUGAAUCAGGUUAUUAAUAAAUUUUAAGUUCAAUUGUUUGUUUUUAGUGACUGUGUCAGUAGAUCAAUAGUGCCAUUUUUUUGUGUAGCAAACAUUAUUGGUGUUAAGAUGCGCGAAAUGAUGUAUUUUCGUCUCCUUUGCGCAUAACCAGAUCUGAGGUUAGGCAUUCAUUUGGUGAGUGUCUUCGAGGCAUUUAUAAAAAAAUUUUCACUAGUAAUACCACUAGAGGUCAAAUUAUUUCCGGAAAUUUUUUUGAGAUCAUGAAUAUUUUGAAAAUUUCCCGAGUCGCAGACGAGGGAAAUUUUCUAAAAAUAUUCAUGAUCAAAAAAAAAUUUCCGGAUAUUAAUUUGACUUCGCGUGGUAUUCGGUAAGAAAAUUUCACACUAAAUUUGUAUUUGAAAAUCCAAAGCUGCAUGAAUAGAUUAAUAGCGCGCCAUAGCUUUGUCAGCAAUUAUUUAGGCUUUCAAAUUCGUAAUUUCUACUCAUUGUAGUUGCAUGGGAAUACCAUUUCAAGAUAGAAAAUAGUAUAUUCUUCAAUUUUACAUAAGUUUUGAGUAACUACAAGUGAUAGAAAAUGAAUCAAAACUAAAUUAUGUAAACAAAUAAAAACCAGUCUGUCAAAAAUGUUCUGUUAUUGUAAACGUCAAAAAAUUUCCACUAUAAUUCGCUGUUGGGUACCCCACGAGCAAAAAAUUUCCGAUAAAAUACCUCCGUUGCCAUGGUGAUCUGUCAAAAUAACGUAUUUUGAUUGGUUCAAAAUUACAGGUGUGGAAUUUUCACUAGUAAUACCACUAGAGGUCAAAUUAUUUCCGGAAAUUUUUUUGAGAUCAUGAAUAUUUUGAAAAUUUCCCGAGUCGCAGACGAGGGAAAUUUUCUAAAAAUAUUCAUGAUCAAAAAAAAAUUUCCGGAUAUUAAUUUGACUUCGCGUGGUAUUCGGUAAGAAAAUUCCACACCAAAUUUGCAUUUGAAAAUCCAAAGCUGCAUGAACAGAUUAAUAGCGCGCCAUAGCUUUGUCAGCAAUUAUUUAGGCUUUCAAAUUCGUAAUUUCUACUCAUUGUAGUUGCAUGGGAAUACCAUUUCAAGAUAGAAAAUAGUGUAUUCUUCAAUUUUACAUAAGUUUUGAGUAACUACAAGUGAUAGAAAAUGAAUCAAAACUAAAUUAUGUAAACAAAUAAAAACCAGUCUGUCAAAAAUGUUCUGUUAUUGUAAACGUCAAAAAAUUUCCACUAUAAUUCGCUGUUGGGUACCCCACGAGCAAAAAAUUUCCGAUAAAAUACCUCCGUUGCCAUGGUGAUCUGUCAAAAUAACGUAUUUUGAUUGGUUCAAAAUUACAGGUGUGGAAUUUUCACUAGUAAUACCACUAGAGGUCAAAUUAUUUCCGGAAAUUUUUUUGAGAUCAUGAAUAUUUUGAAAAUUUCCCGAGUCGCAGACGAGGGAAAUUUUCUAAAAAUAUUCAUGAUCAAAAAAAAAUUUCCGGAUAUUAAUUUGACUUCGCGUGGUAUUCGGUAAGAAAAUUCCACACCAAAUUUGCAUUUGAAAAUCCAAAGCUGCAUGAACAGAUUAAUAGCGCGCCAUAGCUUUGUCAGCAAUUAUUUAGGCUUUCAAAUUCGUAAUUUCUACUCAUUGUAGUUGCAUGGGAAUACCAUUUCAAGAUAGAAAAUAGUGUAUUCUUCAAUUUUACAUAAGUUUUGAGUAACUACAAGUGAUAGAAAAUGAAUCAAAACUAAAUUAUGUAAACAAAUAAAAACCAGUCUGUCAAAAAUGUUCUGUUAUUGUAAACGUCAAAAAAUUUCCACUAUAAUUCGCUGUUGGGUACCCCACGAGCAAAAAAUUUCCGAUAAAAUACCUCCGUUGCCAUGGUGAUCUGUCAAAAUAACGUAUUUUGAUUGGUUCAAAAUUACAGGUGUGGAAUUUUCACUAGUAAUACCACUAGAGGUCAAAUUAUUUCCGGAAAUUUUUUUGAGAUCAUGAAUAUUUUGAAAAUUUCCCGAGUCGCAGACGAGGGAAAUUUUCUAAAAAUAUUCAUGAUCAAAAAAAAAUUUCCGGAUAUUAAUUUGACUUCGCGUGGUAUUCGGUAAGAAAAUUUCACACUAAAUUUGUAUUUGAAAAUCCAAAGCUGCAUGAAUAGAUUAAUAGCGCGCCAUAGCUUUGUCAGCAAUUAUUUAGGCUUUCAAAUUCGUAAUUUCUACUCAUUGUAGUUGCAUGGGAAUACCAUUUCAAGAUAGAAAAUAGUAUAUUCUUCAAUUUUACAUAAGUUUUGAGUAACUACAAGUGAUAGAAAAUGAAUCAAAACUAAAUUAUGUAAACAAAUAAAAACCAGUCUGUCAAAAAUGUUCUGUUAUUGUAAACGUCAAAAAAUUUCCACUAUAAUUCGCUGUUGGGUACCCCACGAGCAAAAAAUUUCCUAUAAAAUACCUCCGUUGCCAUGGUGAUCUGUCAAAAUAACGUAUUUUGAUUGGUUCAAAAUUACAGGUGUGGAAUUUUCUUAAAAAAAAAUUAUAGUUUAACCGCUCAGAUUCCGGAGUUGAACGUAAUGUCAAACCAUGUAAUGACCGCCUGUCCCGAUUGACUCUAACCGACAUACUUACCAUAUUAAUAGCUUAAACAUGUUGUUUAUUUGUUAUAAUUUAGAAAUAGGUUUUUUGUACAUUUUAUAUAAUAAAAGUCCAUUUUUAUUA